This is a messenger RNA of Syngnathus acus (greater pipefish), 906 nucleotides long. It is a transcript of the gene sft2d2a, whose product is annotated as SFT2 domain containing 2a. Gene Ontology annotation, cellular component: membrane. Lineage: Eukaryota; Metazoa; Chordata; Actinopteri; Syngnathiformes; Syngnathidae. The transcript is spliced from 8 exons. The coding region runs from base 136 to 624 and encodes 162 amino acids. The record is from RefSeq and is a predicted model, not a curated record. Gene Ontology annotation, biological process: vesicle-mediated transport.
GCUCUGACGAUCUCAGGUAAGCGGUGGUGACGUCAUCCAGCCGCUCAGGUAGGUCACGCCGUGCCACUCAGGGAAAUACUCGCAACAUUUGUCCUCAUUUCAAAAAGCAAAUCCAAGUAAACUCCAGACUUGGGUAUGGAUAAACUCAAAUCGGUUUUAAGCGGCGAGGAAUCGCGCAGAGAAGAUAGGACGAUUUUAGAGGCGGCGAACGAAGCAUCCACGUUGGGCUGGGGGACUCGCGUGAAAGGAUUCAUCGCCUGUUUUGUGAUCGGAGGAGUUUGCGCCAUUCUCGGGGUGUGCUUACUUUUCAUCCCCAGGAUCGGCAUCAUCCUAUUCAUCGUCUUUUACACGUUUGGAAAUAUUUGUGCCCUGGCAAGUACCAUGUUCCUGAUGGGCCCCGUGAAGCAACUGAAGAGGAUGUGUGACAAGACAAGAGCGUUGGCAACCACCAUAAUGAUUACUUGUCUAGUCUUGACUCUCUGUGCCGCUUUCUGGUGGAAAAACUUUGGUCUGGCGUUGCUGUUUGUCAUCCUGCAAGUGUUGUCGUUCACUUGGUACAGCCUUUCUUACAUCCCAUUUGUCAGGGAUGCCAUCUUGAGGUUGGUGGCCAUGUGCAUGAAAUGAGGCCUUUGCCUGGUGACAUCAAUAUUGCAGUUUUUUAUUUAAGGGAGAGGUGUGUGUCCCCCCCCCCCCUGGCUUUUUUAUUUUUUAUAAAUGAAAGUGGGGUGCAUGUGCAUUAUGUAUAUUUCAUUCUUCCUGUAUCUUUUUGUAUGUUUAUACACAAUUAUGGUUUUUGUUGUAUAGUAUAUAUUUCAUUUUAAAUUAAAAUGUUUUACCUGAAAUGUUUCUGCUACUGUAAAGUAUCACAACUUGAUGCAUCACAAUAAAAAACGUAAAAAAAGCCAA